ACAGGGAGGAAGAGGGAGGAGCGUAGCUGCGCUGAAGCUGAGCCCCUCGAUGCCUCAGCAUGCAGGGUAGAGCAGACGGCACCAACCAACAAACACACUCCCAUCUCAGUUACAUGCACAGUCACACACACAUAAACACCACCGCCGCUGACACCGUGCACGCACACAGUGAUGGCUGCCAAGCGCAGUGGGACGCAAGCCGUCAGGGAAAGAGCUUGAGGAGAAAGAGAGGGAUCGCAGAGAGGAAGACAAGGGAAGAGAGUUGGAGGAGGCACCUAGUGGAUCAGAAAGGAUUUUCCUCAGUGCGAGUUCCGUGUCUGGAUAAAGCUGCCCGCUUCUUCCUGAGCGAGAGGAGUUUGCGCUGAGGCUUUCUUGCUCAUCCUUCACGUCAGGCUCCGGCGAUAUCUAAGUAUCUAUCCCCAAAGCUUAACAAAAGAGGGAGGGAGUGAGAGAGUGAGGGGGGAAAAAAAGGGCAGUCACAGCUUCAGUUCUGGACCACCCGUUCGCUCUUCUCUCGAGCGUCACAUCCAUUUGUGAGUUCAUCAUUGAUUUCACUGUCUUUUGAAGAUACAACAGAGGACAGCGUGUGGUCCCCGGGAUACAGCCAAGCUUCCAGUGGGAUCUUGUCUGGCGGGAGACGGAGGCAGACAGGUAACCGGAUACACAGGAAGAGAGAAAGACAUUGGAAAGCAAUUUGUGGAACAUGGUCUGGGCAGCAGAGAAGAAGAGAGAGUCCGAUUUUUAAAGCCGAGAGUACAAGGGACCGGCAUCCAGAUUCUAUCCAAUCCUCCCUCCCUCCUCCUCCUCCUCCUCCUCCUCCUCCUCACUAUCCUUCUCUUCUUGCCUCUCCUUUUACUCUUUCUCCGUCCGGCUGCUGCUCCUUUGUUUCAUGUGUUGCCUCCGACUAUCCUUUCUUAUCCUCCUUUCCUAACCCUGCACCUCUUUCUUCCAAAACCCUCUUUGGUUGCCUCGCCGGACUCUGUCGUCCUCCUUCUAGAUCCGCUACAAGAAUGGUGCUGUGAGCGUCCUCGUGAACUCCGACACAUUUAGGCAGAAAUCCCAGGACAACUGGCCCCUCUCUGUCCAUAGCUUCCUCUGUGAGUUCAUCGCAUACCUCUCGGUGACAGGAUUGGGGCUUUUCUCUCUUUGCGCCCUCAACUCUUGGAAACAGUCAUCUGAAGGAUCCAAGCGCGCCCUUGGGAGUCAUCAUACCCCACAUUCGACCUUCUAUCUCCAGACGUCAGGACCUUCAGUUGGAUUCCAGCUACAUGGGAAAACGUUUGGAGCAGCAGCCAAUGUACCCCCACUACACCUACUACUAUCCCCACUAUCUCCAGACCAAGUCUUAUGCUCCUCCACCCAUGGCCCCACCCAGCCCCAGCACCACAGGAGGAGGAGGAGGCGGAGGAGGUCAAGGAGGAUGCCUGGUGGAGCAGCUCAGUAAGACCAACCUCUACAUCAGAGGCCUGCCACCCGCCACCACUGACCAGGACCUCAUCAAACUUUGUCAACCAUAUGGGAAGAUUGUGUCAACAAAGGCUAUUCUGGACAAGAACACUAAUCAGUGCAAAGGCUAUGGCUUCGUGGACUUUGACAGCCCUGCAGCAGCCCAGAAAGCUGUAGCCUCGCUCAAAGCCAGCGGGGUCCAGGCACAGAUGGCGAAGCAACAGGAGCAGGACCCCACAAACCUUUACAUCUCCAACCUGCCCGUGUCCAUGGAUGAGCAGGAGCUGGAGAACAUGCUGAAGCCUUUUGGUCAUGUGAUUUCCACACGGAUACUGAGAGACGCCAACGGCCUGAGCAGAGGAGUCGGCUUUGCCAGGAUGGAGUCAACGGAGAAGUGUGAUGUAGUGAUUCAAAAUUUCAACGGGAAAUUUUUGAAAACUCCUCCAGGAAUGACAGCCCCAGCAGAGCCGUUGCUGUGCAAGUUUGCUGACGGCGGCCAGAAGAAGAGGCAGACCCAGGUCAAGUAUCCCCAGAAUGGCCGACCGUGGACACGAGAAGGAGAGAGUGGUAUGGCAUUGACAUAUGACCCCACCACGAUGCAGAACGGGUUCUACUCUUCACCAUACAGCAUCUCCACUAAUCGGAUGAUUACACAGACCUCAAUCACGCCCUUCAUUGCUGCCUCUCCUGUCUCCACAUAUCAGGUCCAGAGUACGUCUUGGAUGCCGCAUCAACAAUACGUUAUGCAACCUACAGGGGCUGUGAUCACCCCGGCCGCAGCUCUAGAACCCAGUUUGUCUCUUCACCCCUCCAGCGUCAUGGCUCCUCUCACCCAGCAGAUGAACCACCUGGCCCUGGGAUCUACAGGCACUUACAUGCCUGCUGCAGCAGCUGCUCCUAUGCAAGGAACCUACAUUCCCCAGUACACUGCAGUGCCUGCAUCCGCCAUCACAGUGGAAGGUGUGGUGACAGAGCCGUCCCCACAGAGCACCGCCUCCUCCUCACAGGACGCCAGCGGCCAGCAGCCUUUAUCGGUGGAGAACACGGGAGAUCACGCCACAGCCUACUCUUUUCAGCAAACUAAAUAAUGAGAUCGGUCGGAUUCUUUGCAUUGCCUUCAGAAGGGCUGCACUGAAACGCCGAAGUCACACAGAGGAGUAAAAUUACAGGACAAAAAAAAGGUGACACGGACAACACUGAGGCGAGAAUGCUUCCACUGUGCACAGGGCCACAGGCACCAAAUAAAAGAAGAAAUGGAGUAAAAAAAACAAACAAACCUAUAUUUCUUACCCCGUUGUGCAGAGAAAAAGGCAGAAGAUAGAAAAAAAAAUGAUGGUGUGAGGACAAUGUGAGGAAUUGCCGUCUGCAACUUUGACUUUAUUGUUUCACAGCAGAACUUUGCCUCCAAGAGAAAAAAAAAAAGACAACAGAGUGAAAGUCAACAAAGAAGCUGUAUAGAAAAAAAAGAACAUUUGAAUGUGCAGGUAGAUUUUCAGACUUUUUUCUUUUUUUUUUUUUUUUUUUUACUAAAUAAGGAAGGAAGAAAAAUCUACAUAGAAAAAAUGGCCGUCUUCCUUUGAUAUUAAGCUACAUUAUUUUCAUUCCUUUUUCUGUAGUUUCUACAAAAUCAGUGUUUUCAUAAAUCUUUAUUGCCUUAAUUUUCUCAAACUUUGGGAGAAAUGUCUCCAUAGUGUUGAAUUAUUAAAAAAUAUAUAUAAAAAAAACUUAAAAAGGAGUUUUUGGGAGUUUCACAGUUCCCAGAGCUAUGGAGAUUAAAUCGACAAAGAUAUCUGUACAGGUUAAAGAAAAUAAGGUUGUGUUUGAAGGUUUUUAAAUUAUGUGGUUCAGUGCCAUUGAUGUUGGUCGGGAAAAAAAAACCUUUAACUUAGUAGUGGGAAGAGUGACUCCGCUGCUUCCUGAAAAGGCCGUUUGUUUUAAUCACGGGAUUCACAUUCGUGUUUUUUACUUCAUUGUUUUUGCUUGCAGCCUUUUCAGCUUGGAUACAUUUUUGCUUUGUCUGCCACGUGUGUCUCACUGCAAAAAUAAGUAAAUGAAAAAAUAAAAUUGAAAUAAAAAAAUAAAUAAAA
Thalassophryne amazonica is the source of this 3533-nucleotide messenger RNA. RefSeq names its product RNA-binding motif, single-stranded-interacting protein 3-like. Gene Ontology annotation, molecular function: poly(A) binding; poly(U) RNA binding; mRNA 3'-UTR binding. Gene Ontology annotation, cellular component: ribonucleoprotein complex; cytosol; nucleus. The record is from RefSeq and is a predicted model, not a curated record. NCBI's taxonomy places the organism in Eukaryota, Metazoa, Chordata, Actinopteri, Batrachoidiformes, Batrachoididae. Bases 1269 to 2534 code for a protein of 421 amino acids. The transcript is spliced from 14 exons.